UAAUAACUAUUUAUAAAUAUGAUUUUAUUUAUUUGUAAUAUUGUGUUAUAUAGUUUAUUUAUAUAUUCUAUCCUGUUGUUAUUAAAGUAUUCUAGACUCUAAUGUUAAGCAGUUAUUUGUCCGACACAUUGAAUGGUACAUUGGCACAGAAAGCGAGAGGGUCUUUAAAUUGGAGCACGCGGCCUGAGGCAGCGUCUACGCAGGAGAACCAAUCAGAUACCGCAUAUGAGUUUUGGAAGCUGAAGCAUCAGUACAAAGGUCCGCGUGCGCGAGCCUUCGCAGCUAUCAGUCAUCGAGAGCAGAGCCUUCAUGAAAGCCACAGAUAUGAGCAGAGAAGCAGAGAGAGAUAAUCCAAAUCAAACAGACUGCAAAUGUAAAUCGCCUGCUCUGUUGUCUUCAUACUGCAUUGACAGUAUUCUUGCUAGAAGUCCUUUAAAAGUCAAAGUCUCAGGAGAGCGCAUUUUGGCGACUAAAAAAACUGCCAACAGUUUGUGGCCCGUUCAAACGGACAUGCACCUGCCUCCCAAACUCCGCCGCCCCUUUGCCCCCUCGGGCAGGAUGACAGAUUCUUCUAUACAACUUCAUAAGGAUGACAGUGAACCAUCCGAGACACUACAACUGCAUACAACCUGUGAAAACUUCAAGAUCACAGAGACCUCUUUAGUAACUAAACCUUUUCACGACCACGCGUCUCAUAAGUCAUGCAGUCCCGCGCAAAGACCAGAAGAGGACGAAACAGAUCACGAAAGACAGUGCAAAGAGACACAUUUAUCCCCGGGACUUCAGGAAAAAAACACAUAUUUGAAGAGCAAUGAUGACACUUCUUUAUCAGCGGGGAGUGACACUGAAGAUCACGCAGUGUUAAAACGGAAACAGAGGAGAUAUCGGACUACAUUCACCAGCUAUCAGCUUGAGGAGCUGGAAAGAGCUUUCCAGAAGACUCACUAUCCAGAUGUGUUCACGAGGGAAGAGUUAGCAAUGAGAUUAGACCUCACAGAGGCGCGAGUGCAAGUCUGGUUCCAGAACCGACGUGCAAAAUGGAGGAAAAGGGAAAAAGCAGGGAUCCACUCGCACCCCCUGAGUCUACACUAUCCUGGAACGUCUCCUGCUGCACAGCCCUUGUGUCAUUACCUGAGCGGGAAUCAAUUUGUCCCAAACCCACAUCCAGCUACUGAUUCAGUUUGGCCUCUUCAAAGACUGUCUCAACCAUCCACAGGCUCGCCCUCAGCCCACAGCUUCAGUGCCCUGUUAGGGGCAGCAAUGUUUAGACAUCCUGCUUUCAUCAAUCCCACUUUUGGAAGACUGUUUACAAGCUUAGGUCCAAUGGCACUGCAGAGGUUACAACUUUCUGCCAUCGAGGUUCCGAUUCAACCCAACUCCCACAUCACCAAUAACCUUCUCUCCUCAUCGUCACCAUCAUUACCUCCCUCUCCAUCUGUGGACCUUCGCGCCUCCAGCAUAGCAGCACUGCGUCUCAAAGCAAAGGAGCAUUCUGCUCAUCUCACUCAGAUCUCAGAUCAGUGCUGAUGGACAUACAUAUCACUUGAGAGAUGGCAAAAGACCAAAGUCAAGAAGUUGAAAUGAAUAACUCCUCCAGUUGUUAAUAAGUGCUAAAUGUUUUUUUUUCAAUGGCUAUGGAUCCAUGAUAUUUUCAUAGCAUAGCAUUUUUAAUGCCUAUACGGGUGUAAUAAGUGCUAAAUGUUUUUUUUUCAAUGGCUAUGGAUCCAUGAUAUUUUCAUAGCAUAGCAUUUUUAAUGCCUAUACGGGUGUAUGCAUUUAGCAAAAAAGCUGAGUAAAUUAACUUACACUAGGUUGUUUGAUUAUACAUUGUUUAUGUUCUUAAUUUUACUUUCAUGUUAAUAGAUUUGUGCUGCACUUUCUGUAUUAAAGAGAUGACUGAAAUAGUUUUAUGGCAAGAUUUGAGUUAUAUUUGUUUUUAUAGAGGGUAUGCAUUGACGUCACUUUUCCACGUGACCACGCUGGAACUCGCCCUGUUGAGUGGCAAACGUUCAACAAAAUGGCUGGUUUUCAUAGCGGGUGCUGCGAAAAUGCCAGUAAAACUGACUAUUAUCAAAUUAAAUUGAAUUUAGUUGGACUUUAUAGCAGAGGUGGACAAUACUUAGUUACAUUAGUUACAUUUUCCAAGCAUCUGUGCUUUAUUAGGUUGUUUGUAUUGGGAAAAAUGUUACUUCACUACAUUCUAAAGUAUAUAAUCAUACUGUGUAUUCUUUAAUAUUGCAUAUUAAAAUUUAUUUAAUACCUAAACACAUUUAAAUUGUGUACUUUUACGUGAGUAAAA
Misgurnus anguillicaudatus (oriental weatherfish) is the source of this 2299-nucleotide messenger RNA. RefSeq names its product aristaless related homeobox b (gene arxb). Gene Ontology annotation, molecular function: RNA polymerase II transcription regulatory region sequence-specific DNA binding; DNA-binding transcription factor activity, RNA polymerase II-specific. Lineage: Eukaryota; Metazoa; Chordata; Actinopteri; Cypriniformes; Cobitidae. Gene Ontology annotation, biological process: regulation of transcription by RNA polymerase II. The record is from RefSeq and is a predicted model, not a curated record.